AUGCGCUUCUCACGUCUCCUCUCACUCUUGCCUCUGGAAGCUGCGGUGGUCCUCCCGAGGGAUGACGCCGUAACCUACGAUGGCUACAGAGUAUACCGUAUCCAAACCAACGGCGACCACGACAAUGUUAUCAGCAAGCUGUCGGCACUUUCCUACGAGCAAUGGAACUACCGCGCUGCUGAGCACGUUGACAUUUCCUUGUCCAAGGAAGAUGCUGAAAAGUUCGAAGCCCUGGGUCUCGACUAUAAAGUCAAGCGACAGAAUGGUGCUCUGCCCUCGGACUCUUGGUUCAACUCAUAUCACUCGUACGCCGACCAUAUCCAAUACUGGCGAGACUUGAACGCGGCUUUCCCAAGCAAUUCCGAGUGGUUCGUGGCUGGCCAGUCCUACGAGAAGAGGGACAUCUUUGGAUUGAAGUUGUUUGGCAAUGACACCAGCUCCACUAAGCCUGCUGUUGUCUGGCAUAGCACCGUCCAUGCCCGUGAAUGGAUUACUACAAUGACCGUGGAGUACAUUGCGUACAACAUGAUCAAGGGUUAUCAAGCCAAUGAGACGGACUUUGCUACGAUUCCCAAUGAGUAUGAUGUUUACAUCUUGCCAGUUGUGAAUCCUGAUGGCUUCUCGUUCUCGCAGACCAAUGAUCGCCUCUGGCGCAAGAACCGCUCCCCUGCACCACUCCUAGGCGGCCUGAAGCUCUGCUACGGCACAGACAUCAACCGCAACUGGCCAUACCAAUGGACCGGCGACCCACGAGGCUCCUCACCAAACCCCUGCGACCAGACCUACCGCGGCCGUGCCGCCGGCGACACUCCAGAGAACAAAGCCCUCGUAGCACAAAUGACCGCAGUCUCAGCGAAGCAGCCUCUCGCGCAAUACCUCGACUUCCACUCCUACGGCCAAUACAUCCUCUCGCCAUACGGCUACACCGCAAACGUCCCCGCAAACUCGGCUGCGCAGGUUGAUCUAGGCAGCAAGGCGGCUGCUGCGAUUGCGAGUGUUUAUGGCACGCCAUUCACGGUCGGUCUAAGUGGUGCUACGCUGUAUCCUACUGCUGGAAGCAGUGCGGAUUUUGCUACUGAUAUUGCUGGGGCGGAAUAUGCUUAUGCUUUCGAGCUAAGGGAUAAGGGUGAGAAUGGGUUUGUGUUGCCACCGGAUCAGAUUAGGCCGGUUGGUGAGGAGAUGUUGGAGGGUGUGAAGGUUAUGUUUUUGCAGAUGUGA
This is a messenger RNA of Fulvia fulva, 1218 nucleotides long. Its product is annotated as Metallocarboxypeptidase A-like protein. Gene Ontology annotation, molecular function: zinc ion binding; metallocarboxypeptidase activity. The record is from RefSeq and is a predicted model, not a curated record. The transcript is spliced from 3 exons. Gene Ontology annotation, biological process: proteolysis. The coding region runs from base 1 to 1218 and encodes 405 amino acids. Lineage: Eukaryota; Fungi; Ascomycota; Dothideomycetes; Mycosphaerellales; Mycosphaerellaceae.